CCCAAAAUCCUUUUUGGGACCCCCCCCGAGCAGGACGGGACCAGGAGGAGCUGCCAUGGCCGAGGAGGGGCCCAGGGCCACCAGGAAGGGCUCGGGGGUGGCCACCAAUGCCCGGGGCGGGGCCACCGAGUCCAGCACGCUGCUGCAGGAGCUGCGGGGCAACAUCUCCAAAUCCGUGCAGAGCAAGGUGGAUUCCAUCCUGCAGGACGUGCAGAAGUUCUCGGACAGUGACAAACUCUACCUGUACCUGCAGCUGCCCUCGGGGCCCAGCCUGGGAGAGAAGAGCGGGGGCUCUCUGGAGCUGAGCUCUCUGGCCACGGCCGAGCACAUGCACGCCUGCAGCUGGAUCCGCAACCACCUGGAGGAGCACACGGACACCUGCCUGCCCAAGCAGGACGUCUACGACGCCUACAGGCGUUACUGUGACAACCUGGGCUGCCGCCCGCUCAGCACGGCCAAUUUCGGCAAAAUCAUCCGGGAAAUCUUCCCCAACAUCAAAGCCCGGCGCCUGGGGGGCCGGGGGCAAUCCAAGUACUGCUACGGGGGGAUCCGGAGGAAGACGGUGGUGAGCCUUCCUCCCCUGCCCAGCCUGGACCUGAAAGCCACCGAGAGCCAGUCGGAGCUGGCAGAGCUGACACACCCGCACAGCCGGGAGGUGACGGACGCUGCCUGCGCCCUGACGUGUGACUGGGCUGAGAAGAUCCUCAAGCGCUCGUUCGGCAGCAUCGUGGAGGUGGCGCAGUUCCUGCUGCAGCAGCACCUCAUCAGCUCCCGCGGCGCCCACGCCGAGCUGCUCAUGGCCAUGGUGCUCUCGGAGAACGCGGACAAGCCCCCGCAGGACCCCCGCCCUCCCGGCGCCCCCAAAAAGAGCGGCGCGGAUCCCCCGGAGAGCGGCGAGCGCGGCGCGGACCCGGCCAGGAAGGACGCUGUCCCCAGGGCCCAGCCGCGGCCGGAGAAGAAGAAGGCGCCGUCGGAGGCGCCCCGCGCUGCCAGCAGCCCGCAGGUGAGCGCGCUGGUGGCGCGGCUGCCGCUGCUGCUGCCCCGCAUCGCCGGCCCCGAGCGCCCCGCGCCCGCCGGGCUGUCCCCGCUGCGCGCGUCCCCUCCGGUCAUCGUCCCCAAGCUGGCGGCGCCGCUGGGCGGUGGCACCGUCAAGGUGGCGCUGCCGCUGCCCGUGGGGGCGGCGCCGGGGGCCAUCCCCGUGCUCAACGUGCUGCUGCCCGGCGUGGGGGUCCCCGCGGCCGAGACCCCCGCCAGGGACGGCGAGGGGCAGCGCGGCAAGGCCGCCAAGCGGCCCCCGGAGGCGGCGGCGGCGGGGGACGGCGGCGCCGCGCUGAAAAGGAGGAGGGGGAGGCCCCGCAAGAGGGGAGGGGACGCGGCGGGGUCGCCCGAGGACGUGGAGGUGCCCAAGGGGGACGAGGGGGGGACACCCGGGGGUGGCAGCGCCACCGUGCCCGCUGGGGAGGCGGCGGGGCGGGGCGGGGCUGGGGAGGAGGCGGGGGACGGCAUGGAUGUGGAUAGUGACACCGGGGCUGGUGGCAGUGUCACCAUCCCUAUCAGGGACAGCUCAUCCAGGGCCAGUGACACUGGGGACAAGCCAGUCAUGGGCAAUGCCACCAUUCCCACCAAGGACAGCCCAGCUGGUGGCACUGCCACUGUCCCACUCAAGGCCAACUCGUCCCAGGGCAGUGCCAGCACUGAGGUCACUGGCAGUGCCACCAUCCAGGUCAAGGACAGCUCAUCCCAGGGCAGUGGCACUACUGGGGACAGGCCUGUCACCAGGAGUGCCACCAUUUCCAUCAGAGACAGCCUGGCUGGUGGCAGUGCCACUGUCCCUGCCAAGGCUGGUCCAUCCAGGGGCAGUGCCACCACUGGGGACAGGCCUGUGACUGGCAAUGCCACUGUCCCUGUCAAGGACAGCUCAUCCCAGGGCAGUGGCACUAUUGGGGACAGGCCUGUCACCAGGAGUGCCACCAUCCCUGUUAGGGACACCUCACCCCGGGCCAGUGGCACUAUUGGUGACAGACCUGUCACCAGGAGUGCCACUGUCCCUGUCAGGGACAGCCCAGCUGGUGGCAGUGCCAUUGUCCCUGUCAAGGACAGCUCACCCAGGGCCAAGGGCACAAGUGGGGACAGGCCUGUCACCAGGAGUGUCACUAUCCCCAUGGCUGGUGGCAGUGUCACUGUCCCUGUCAGGGACAGCUCACCCCGGGCCAGUGGCACUACUUGGGACAGGCCUGUCACUAGAAGUGCCACCAUUCCUGUCAGGGACAGCCCAGCUGGUGACAGUGCCACCAUCCCUGUCAGGGACAGCCCAGCUGGUGGCAGUGCCACCAUUCCUGUCAGUGACAGCCCAGCCGGUGACAGUGCCACCAUUCCUGUCAGUGACAGCUCAGCGGGUGGCAGUGCCACCAUCCCUGUUAGUGACAGCCCAGCUGGUGGCAGUGGCACUGUCCCUGUCAAGGACAGCUUGUCCCAGGGCAGUGCCAGCACUGGGGACAGCCCAGCUGGUGACAGUGCCACCAUCCCUGUCAGGGACAGCCCAGCUGGUGACAGUGCCACCGUCCCUGUUGGGGACAAGCCUGUCACGGGCAGUGCCAGUGUCCGAGUUAAGUACACCUACUCCAGGAGGGACAGGCCAGGCAGGGGCAGUGGCAGUGGCAGUGUCCCCAGCAGGGACAGGUCACCCCAGGCCGGUGGCAGUGGGGACACGCCAGUCCCUGGCAGUGCCACCCCUGGGGACAGGCCAGUCCCUGGCAGUGCCACCGUCCCUGCUAAGGACAUGACACCCAAGGGCAGUGCCACCCCUGGGGACAGGGCUGUGAGUGGCAGUGCCACUGUCCCUGUCAGGGACAGCAGAGCCAGGGGCAGUGCCACCCCUGGGGACAGAUGGGGCAAGGGCAGUGCCACCACCCCUGUCAGGGACAGCUCACCCAGGGUCACCACCAUUGGGGACAGGCCAGGCAGGAGCAGUGCCACCAGGGACAGUGGCAGUGGGGACAGAUCGGUCAGUGGCAGUGCCACCAUGCCUGGCAGGGACAGGCCACCCAGGGCCAGUGACAUUGGGGACAGGCCAGGCAGGGACAGUGGCAGUGUCCCCGUUAGGGACAGCCCAGCUGGGGGCAGUGGCACUGCCAGGGACGUACCAGUCACUGGCACUGCCACUGUCCCCAUCGAGGACAGGCUGGUCAGGCACAGUGGCAUUGUUAGGGACAUGCCAGUCCCUGGCCGUGCCACUGUCCCUGUUGAGGACAGGCUGGUCAGGGACAGUGACACCAUUGGGGACAGGCUGGUCACUGAGAGUGGCACCAUUGGGGACAGGCUGGUCAGGGACAGUGACACCGUUGGGGACAGGCUGGUCACUGAGAGUGGCAUCACUGGGGACAGGCUGGUCAGGCACAGUGACACUGUUGGGGACAGGCUGGUCACUGAGAGUGGCAUCACUGGGGACAGGCUGGUCAGGGACAGUGACACUGUUGGGGACAGGCUGGUCACUGAGAGUGGCAUCACUGGGGACAGGCUGGUCACUGAGAGUGGCACCGUUGGGGACAGGCUGGUCAGGGACAGUGACACUGUUGGGGACAGGCUGGUCACUGAGAGUGGCAUCAUUGGGGACAGGCUGGUCAGGGACAGUGACACCGCUGGUGACAGGCUGGUCACUGAGAGUGGCAUCAUUGGGGACAGGCUGGUCACUCCCAGUGACACUGUUGGGGACAGGCUGGCCACUCCCAGUGACACCGCUGGUGACAGGCUGGCCACUGACAGUGGCACCACUCCUGCCAGGUGCUGCCCCUCCAGGGACAGUGGCAGUCCUGGGGCCGGGCUGGCCGCUGGCAGUGCCGCUGUCCCCGUCAGGGACAGCCUAUCCAGGGGCACUGCCACCAUCGUGGACACGCUGGUCACCGCCUGUGCCACCAUCCCCGUCAGGGACAGCCCGUUCUGGGCCUGUGGCACCUCUGGGGACAGCAGUGCCACUGUCCCCACCAGGGACUGCCCAUCCAGGGGCACAGCCGCCAUCGUGGACGCGCUGGUCGCUCUGAGUGGCACCGUGAUGGACAGGAGGAUCCUGGGCAGUGUCACUGUCCCCGUCAGGAGCAGCCUGUCCCGGGGCACCGUCACCAUCGUGGACACGCCCGUCUUUGUCAGUGCCACCGUCCUCGUGGGCGAGUCCAUCCCCCGGGUCACGGCCACCAUCGUGGAGUCCAGGGUGCCCGGCCACGCCAUGCUGCCCCCCGGGGACACGCUGGCCAGGGAGUGCCCACCUCGGGACAGUGCCACCCCUGGGGACAGGGACAGGGACAGGGACAGGGACAGGGACAGGCCUGGCAAUGGCAGUGCCAUCCCUGGGGACAGGGACAGGCCUGGCAGUGGCAGUGGCACCCCAGGGGACAGGGACUGGCCUGGCAGUGGCACCUCUGGGGACAGGGACAGGCCUGGCAGUGGCACCUCUGGGGACAGGCCUGGCAGUGGUAGUGCCACCACUGGGGACAGGGACUGGGACAGUGCCAGUGUCCCCAGGGGAGACAGUGCCACUGUGACAGACAGGGAGUGCCCAUCCAGGGACAGUGGCACCAUUGGGGACAGGCCUGGCAGAGACAGUGCCACUGUCCCUGACAGGGACUGGUCAGGGAGGGACAGUGGCAGGACUGGGGACAGGCCUGGCAGUGGCAGUGCCACUGUCCCUGUCAGGGAGUGCCCACCCAGGGGCAGCCCUGCUGUCCCCAGGGGGGACUGGUCAGGCAGGGACUUUGCCACCAUUGGGGACAGGGACUGGUCAGGCAGUGGCAGUGCAUUCAUCCCUGUCAGGGUGUGUCCCACCAGGGGCAGCGCUGCUGUCCCCAGGGGGGAAUGGUCAGGUAGGGACAGUGCCACCCCUGGGGACAGGGACUGGGCAGGCAGGGACAGUGCCACCCCUAGGGACAGGGACUGGGCAGGCAGGGACAGUGCCACCCCUGGGGACAGGGACUGGGCAGGCAGGGACAGUGCCACCCCUGGGGACAGAUGGUGGUCAGGUAGGGACAGUGACACCAUUAGGGACAGGGACUGGACAGGCAGGGACAGUGGCACCAUUAGGGACAGGGACUGGUCAGGCAGGGACAAUGGCAGGAUUGGGGACAGGUCUGGCAGAGAUUGCAGGGACAAUGCCACCGUGUCAGACAGGGACUGGUCUGGUAGGGACAGUGCCACCAUUGGUGACAGGUCUGGCAGGGACAGCAGGGACAAUGCCACCACUGGGGACAGGGACUGGUCAGGGAGGGACGGUGGCAGGAUUGGGGACAGGCCUGGCAGUGGCAGUGCCACCGUCCCUGUCAGGGAGUGCCCACCCAGGGGCAGCCCUGCUGUGCCCAGGGGGGACUGGUCUGGCAGGGACAGUGGCAGCGUUGGGGACAGGGACUGGUCAGGUAGGGACAGUGCCACUGUCUACAGGGAGUGCCCAUCCAGGGACAGUGCCACCAUUGGGGACAGGCCUGGCAGGGACAGCAGGGACAGUGCCACCAUCCCUGUCAAGGAGUGCCCACCCAGGGGCAGUGGUGCUGUCCCCAGGGGGGAAUGGUCUGGCAGGGACAGUGGCACCAGUGGGGACAGAGACUGGUCAGGCAGGGACAGUGGCACCAGUGGGGACAGAGACUGGUCUGGCAGGGACAGUGCCACCAUUGAGGACAGGCCUUGCAGGGCCACCAUCCCUGACAGGGGGUGGCCUGGCAGUGGCAGUGCCACCACUGGGGACAGGGACUGGUCUGGCAGGGGCAGUGCCACUGUCCCUGACAGGGACUGGUCAGGAAGGGACAGUGGCACUGUCCCAGGCAGGGACAGGCCUGGCAGUGGCAGUGCCACCAUCCCUGUCAGAGAGUGCCCGUCCAGGGGCAGUGCCACCCCUGGGGACAGGCCUGGCAGUGCCACCAUUGGGGACAGGCCUGGCAGUGGCAGUGCCACCGUGUCAGGCAGGGACUGGUCUGGCAGGGACAGUGGCACCACUGGGGACAGGGACUGGUCUGGCAGAGACAGUGCCACUGUCACCAUCAGAGAGUGUCCAUCAAGGAGCAGUGCCACUGUCCCCAGUGGGGACUGGUCAGGCAGGGACAGUGCCACCCCUGGUGACAGGUCUGGCAGUGCCACCCCUGGGGACAGACCUGGCAGUGCCACCCUGCCCUCCAGGCCCAUCACGCCCGCCCGUGUCAGUGUCAUCUGGGAUGGCAGGACGGGCUCCAGGGUGUCACCGUGGGGACACAGCCGGGCCGGGUCACCCCUUGGGGACAGCAGGGACCGCGAGGGACACGCGGGGGUGGGCACACGGACGGGGUCCCCUGCGUCACACCAGUAAAAACCAGUCACUCCA
Oenanthe melanoleuca is the source of this 6334-nucleotide messenger RNA. It is a transcript of the gene RFX5, whose product is annotated as regulatory factor X5. Gene Ontology annotation, biological process: regulation of transcription by RNA polymerase II. Bases 56 to 6319 code for a protein of 2087 amino acids. The record is from RefSeq and is a predicted model, not a curated record. Gene Ontology annotation, molecular function: RNA polymerase II cis-regulatory region sequence-specific DNA binding; DNA-binding transcription factor activity, RNA polymerase II-specific. The transcript has 15 exons. NCBI's taxonomy places the organism in Eukaryota, Metazoa, Chordata, Aves, Passeriformes, Muscicapidae.